UAUGAAAAAUAGACAAUUUUGUAGACAUAUUAUUUAUUUGUCAUUCUUGAGAUUGAAUUGACUCAUACUUCUGUAUCCAAACUGUGUAAGAUUUUUAACAGUAUUAAUUAAUGUCUUUAUCUGCAGUAGCAUAUUAUUUGCAACGAAUACAAUCCGGUCAUAUAAACCUCAAGUAAUGCGAAAAACAUGGCAUCGUUUAGCUAUAAAGUUUUACUAUUGAUUUUGUGUACUUUUACGCUUGCGCACUCAGAACGCCUCCAUGAACAAAUAUAUUCAUCAAUUGAAGGAGGUGCUGCAUGUUUCAGACGUCUUAAUGGGACACAUCAAGCUGGUUGUUCUUCUGCAGACAAUGGAGCUGUGGGGGUGGUUCACAUGAUUAAGGAAAUUAAUGAUGCGCAGUGGCUUGUACAAAAUGGUUCUGCUGGACCCUACAUGGCAGUUGUGAGCACUGUACAGUUUUAUGAUGUUAUUGAGAUAUUCAUGCAGCAGCCCGAAAAUGUUGCUGGAAUAUUACUCUAUGACAAUGCUACAGAUAGCCCCACAGCAUUUAGUCAGGAGUCCAGAUGUCCAAAUGAAUAUUCUUCAGCCUCAGGGAGCACAUGUUCAUCUACAGUAGCUGGUGGCAUUGUGUGGAAUACCAAGGGAACUGGAUUGUUACGAAGGGAUAUCCCCUUCCCAAUAUUUUAUUUACCACAGUCAAAAUCAGAUGAAAUUGAUAAAAUCCAAUUGUGCUAUGAGAAGUUUAAUCUAGAUAAGAGUAAUCAAAAGGGCAAUCCAUUGUGCUCCUUACAGUUGAAUUCCUUUAUGUUUGCCGCAGUCAACAGUGAAGUAUGUUUAAGAAGGUCUGCCUCAUCAGCUCUACUAAACCCUACAAAAGUUUGUGAUCCUCUAGGAGACAACAAUGUCUACUACUCACUAUUUCCUAGGACUGAGGAAACCAAGAGUUCAAAACCUGUCACACUAGUCACAGCAAGGAUUGACACAGCUUCUUUAUUUGAUGGAGUGUCUCCUGGCGCUGCUAGUUCAGUGGUAGGCAUGGUUACAUUGUUAACUGCUGCUACAACCCUCUCUCAGUUAAUUCCCGCCAAAGAUGCCCAUCUUUAUGAACAAAAUGUGUUAUGGACUCUAUUCAAUGGCGAAGCAUUUGAUUACAUCGGAUCUCAAAGGGUUGCUUACGACAUCAGCAAAGGCAUGUGGCCGGCAGCCGCUCCGCUCUCACCGGCCGAUAUCCGAUUGCACGUAGAGAUUGGACAAAUUGGAGGAGCAUUAUCCAACACCAAUAAUGAUAGUUCUUGGCCAUUCCAUGCAUUUGUGCCUUACACCAAUAUUAUACCAGAGAUAAAUGAAUUUUUGGACAUGAUGACAUCUAACGCUAAACCAUAUAACACACCAGUGAUUACUCCUGAGUUUACAAUGAAUUUGCCGCCAUCAUCGCUUCAUUCAUUCCGUCGAAUUCUCAAAAAUGUAACUGAGAGUGGCGAACUACCUGAAGUUUUAUUAGCUGAUCAUAGUAACACAUUUACUAAUUUGUUUUACCAUUCAGCAUUAGAUGAAUAUGGAAAAAUUUACUUUAGUUACAAGAAUUUGACCAUAAGCAACACUGGAGUGUUUAUAUCAACCGAUGAACUUCUGGCGAAUGGUACACUGAAGCAAGGUGAUCCGCAAGUGAAGAUAGCUCGACUCGCAACUACUUUAGCUCGUACACUCUAUCAAACAGUAACAGGAUCGGCUUACAGUGGCAAUAUUUCGGCUUCAGCACAUUUGGUAGACGAGAUGCUGUACUGUUUCCUACAAAGCCAGGCGUGCCGCUUGAUAAUGGCGGCGGACUACGCGUCGGGCGGCGGCUCGAGCCCGCCGGCGUCGGCCGCGCCGCUGUACGUGGGCGUGGCGGCGUGGGCCGGCACCGCGCCCGUGUUCGCCGCGCACCUGCUGGCGCUGCUCACGGGCGCGCAGCUGCCCGCCAACAGGACCGUCUGCGACUCGCUCGCCGAGCCUGGUUUCUCGUACUAUUGGCUUAGAGGUUGGAAUCACAGCGGAGUAUGUAUCCAGACGACAAUGAACAUGAGCGCUGCUGUCAGCCCUGCUUUUGCUAUAACAGAUUAUGAUCUGAAGUCGGGUGUAUACUCAUCGUGGACGGAGUCCGUGUGGCAGGCGAUGUCCGCGCGCGUGUUCGUGAGCGCGGGCGGCGGCGGCGCGGGCGCGGCCGCGGCGGCCGGCGCCACGGUCACGGUGUUGGCCGCGCUGCUCACGUACUGGCUGCAUCGACAUGCUGACCGAAUAUUCGCCGCACCCGCAGCCUCCAUAGUCAACGAUGAUGCCGCUUCAGGAAUCCUGAGAACAGUCAACUGUUGAAAAGAUAUUGUAAUAUAAUUAUAAGGAAAGAAGACUGUCGCGUAUGUGAGAAAAUCGUGUAGAUGCACUGAGUUUGUCCGAGUGAUUUUUUGUAUCAUGAAAACAUUCCAUACUUUCCUAAUAAAACUAAUACAUGAAAUAAAAUUAAAUGCUCCUACAGUAUUAAU
This is a messenger RNA of Trichoplusia ni (cabbage looper), 2519 nucleotides long. RefSeq names its product nicastrin (gene Nct). Gene Ontology annotation, cellular component: membrane. The record is from RefSeq and is a predicted model, not a curated record. Gene Ontology annotation, biological process: Notch receptor processing; protein processing. The transcript is spliced from 15 exons. The coding region runs from base 187 to 2352 and encodes 721 amino acids. NCBI's taxonomy places the organism in Eukaryota, Metazoa, Arthropoda, Insecta, Lepidoptera, Noctuidae.